Musca domestica (house fly) is the source of this 2507-nucleotide messenger RNA. RefSeq lists its product as uncharacterized. The record is from RefSeq and is a predicted model, not a curated record. Bases 734 to 1990 code for a protein of 418 amino acids. Lineage: Eukaryota; Metazoa; Arthropoda; Insecta; Diptera; Muscidae. The transcript is spliced from 6 exons.
CGGUUAAGUUUUGAGCAGAAUUUAGUUUGCGACGAAUGCUCAAUGCGACACAACGCGUCUUGAAGUCAUAGCCCAUUACGGCCACCGACGAAGUUGUUUAACUAAAAAGUAACGUCAUCAUCGCCAUCGCCGCUGUCAUCAUCAGCGGCAUUAACAUCAUUGGCGCUGUCGCUGAGGAGCUGAUAUUUUUGUUUUCUUUUGGGUGAUUAUGAUGACAAGGAGUGUUGGUGUGUUAUUGUUGUAAUAGAAUUCAAAUAAUUAAUAAAACCGAAUACACACAGUCAUAUAACGCAGAACACAUUCGUCGUGCUGUCAGCUAUUUUAAAAUAUUAAAAUAACGAAUAUUUGUAUUUCAAAAUAAAUUAUUUGCAACACGAGGCAUUUGGAUUCGAUGUCGUUGGAAUUAGUUGUGUUUUGAGUUCGUUAACGCUUAGAACGGUGCAACCGCAAGGCAACAAAGAUGAGAACACAAGUUCUAAUAUUUUGUGUGGCAAUAUUGCUGCUAAUCUGUAUUCUCUAGAAUACAGAAGAUAUAGAGUUUUCUGAAAUGGCAUUUAGCUAUAAUAAAUUUAAAAUCCGUGCAAAAUUAAUCAAAAUGUAGUAACACCUCAUGGUGUUGUUAAACCAGAAUAAAAAGUGCAAUUAUUUACAACAUACCCUCCGGAAAACUCGUGAAAAUCAACUCGCACGACUUCCCCUAUCCCCUUAACAACAUUAAAAUCCUUUAGACAACAUGAAGACCGUUAGAAAAAGAAGAUUCCGUCGUUCAGGAUUUCAAAUGCUCACCAAAGAAGCUCAGCAGAGUCUACAACAAUACGAAUACAUAGUAAUAUGCCUUAUGAUAUUGGUCGCUGGAAUUUCAAUAAUAUGGAGCAUUUCGAUACACAUAAUAUCGGCAGAUUUCUAUAAUGGUUUUAUAGGUGCCAAAUUAGCAUUUCGUGAAAGAGAUUUCACCCAAAUGGACAACAGUGAAAAAGAUCUCUUCUAUCACGACUUGGGUAGAAUCAUCAAUGAGACAUAUACCGAAGCGGCCUUAGACGAUAUUAAACCAGAUGCCUUAGUAAUGCCUAAACUGGAAGAUGCAGAUAAAUCAGUUGCCAAUACAAAACCCAAAGUUCGGAAAAUUGCCCAUGUCUUUCAGACGAGCAAUUCCAGAGUACCUGAUACCCCAUCAAUAGCCACAGAUGAUGAUGUGAAUGGCGAAGAAUCCAACGCACCCAACAAAGUGCCAAAAGUUGUAUUUAAUAUGGAAAAGGAUCGUAGAUAUUUAGCGCACAUGACAAUUGAUAUCCAUCAGACGCGUUGGCCUCAAAAUAUUGCCGUGCAAUAUAUUUAUGGAUUCCCAUUUCUCUCGGAAAUUGUGGCCAUAGUAUGGACAGCUAUGUGUUUAAUAUUUCAAUCGGGUGUCAAAAAACAAUGGGGACUUCCGAAACCUUGGCGAAUUGUGGUACCCUCAAUAAUUAUGUUCAGCAUUAUGACUGUAGCAAAUCUAAGCUAUUUGAUAUUAGCUAAUGGCUUUAUUAAGACUUUUUGCAAUGACUUAAGAGAAAAUCUCAGUAAACCAGAUGCUAUAAGUUGUGGAGAUGCCAUGUCCGUUUUGAGACCUCUAAUUCGACCACAUGACUUAUCACAUCAAGUGUACUUAAUGCUAUUCAAAGGUUCAUAUAUCGUGGCCAUGGUCCUCUGGAUAAUAGCGCUUCUGAUUAUGUUACUACGCUUCAUCUUGGCCAUCGAUUUUCAAAUGGUCGAUAUAGAGACGAGCUAUGAUCGUGAAAUGCGCGUGGGUAAUCUUCGAGAAAGGGACUUUGUGGAAGUUCUGUUGAGUUCGCCGCAACAUCUGAAAACACCGCAAUUAGGAUCGAAAGACGAACGCCAUCGUUCUGAAGAUGAUUUCCAGAGUGCAAAAUCACAUAUAAGUGAAGCAGCGACACCUUUACUGGAUAACUUGGCAACAACUGUGCCCAUGACCAUGGGCGAAAGAAGAACUUAAUCACUUUUGUGUUUUCUUUUCAUUUGCGAUAUUAAAACUGUUGCAUUAUUUCAGUAAAUUUCGUGUACACUCAAUCUCAUAGAAUACACACUGCGAUAUAUAACAAUUUUUGUAUGAAAUCUCAGGUAUUCAUGUUUCGACAUUACGAUUAUCCAUUAAUAGUUGUGUUUAAUUCCAGUUAUCCAUAAACACAUGGUAUUUAAAAUUGACACACCUUGUCAACAAAUUCCAAUAAUAUGUUCCAUAAAGUGCCUCGAAAACAAUUUUCUUUGUUUCUAUAGAUAACAAUAUUUGAUUUUAGUUAAUUAAUUAACACAAAGAAAAAACAAUAAAAUGUAUUUAUAAUUUUUAAUUUUAGAUUUAUUACAUUUCCUUUAGAAUGUAUGAAAUUGUGCAACAUAUGUAUGUCUAUGUGUAUAUGCAUCUUCUCCUUUCUUUCCUUUUUUAUAUAUGAAUGUACGUAUGUUUAACAACACUGUGUGACAUUAAUAAGAAUAAUAUUUUUACCAAAACAAAA